Haliotis rufescens (red abalone) is the source of this 1289-nucleotide messenger RNA. Its product is annotated as CCAAT/enhancer-binding protein gamma-like. Lineage: Eukaryota; Metazoa; Mollusca; Gastropoda; Lepetellida; Haliotidae. Gene Ontology annotation, biological process: DNA-templated transcription; regulation of transcription by RNA polymerase II. The coding region runs from base 230 to 610 and encodes 126 amino acids. Gene Ontology annotation, molecular function: RNA polymerase II cis-regulatory region sequence-specific DNA binding; DNA-binding transcription factor activity, RNA polymerase II-specific. The transcript has 2 exons. The record is from RefSeq and is a predicted model, not a curated record.
AUCUGAUUGGCCAGCUAAACGAUUGCAUCAGGUUUCUAAAUUUAGAUAGCUCCUCCGACAUUUUACCAGUUUGUGUUGAAGAAGACGAAGAAAUGGAGUAAUUAGACAAUCUACCGUAGGUCAGACGUUUUCAAGCAGUGCUUGUUUAGCACAGGUUGUGCCCUCCAUUACAAUCAGUAUAGUACCCCACCUCUGCAGUAGUAGAACAGCGAACUCAGAACAGGCAACAAUGGCUCCCAAACGUUCAAUGCUCAACUCGUCUGAUAUGGAGGGCACAGAUGACGAGGAAUAUGAGACCAAGCGCCCUAGGAAGUCUGAGAAGAAGCCGGAGGAGUACCGCAAGCGACGUGACCGCAACAACGUUGCGGUCAGGAAGAGCCGUGACAAGAGCCGGUUCAAGGCGAAAGAGACGAUGGAGAAAGUAUCCCGCCUCAGAAACGAGAACGAGCAGUUGGAACAGAAAGUCAAGAUUCUCACGAAGGAGCUCAGCGUGCUCAAAGAUCUUUUCUUAGCUCAUGCGGGUACAGUUGCCGAAGGGAACUGCAACGUUGCUAGCAACCACGCAGUUCAGAACGAUCAUAAGUAUUCAAUGGAUGUGAAGCAAGAAUAAGAUGGACACACCUAUUCCUUGAACAAGGAAGCUCCCACAGUACUAGAUCCUGGUGGUGGGAGAGUCCAUUGUGAAGAAUAUAGGGUGUAGUUUUGGUUGAAUGUGUACAUAUGAUUGAAUGACUUGGAAGGACCACUGUUUUCUGAUAUUCUUCUACUGGUAUUUGUACACUGUGUCGUGCGUUGUAUUGUAUUGUAUUACCCUUGAGAUGUAAUCGCAACUUUUCAUUGUCUUGGUACUGCUCUGAUAGUUGCAUUCAUGUUUUAAAAAUAUUGGGUACGAAAUUGAUUUAAUGAAAGUAAGGAAUGUUGUCACAUGGACAACAAGGAUUCACUGAAUUAUUGUUUAUACUUGUUAUUUUAUUUAUGUAUUAAACAGUUUAUGGGCCUUGACGGUAGACAUCCCCAUCUUGUUUUAGAUUCAGAUCAUAAUUCAGAUUGUUCAUCUGUAAUUUUGCCCCCACCCGAAACGUGUUUCCCAUGUUUCGUGUAUCACGAUCAGAUAUCAUCAAAGAAACAAAAACAAGUUAUGAAAGCUGUUCUUUAACCACAAGUUGCUGACGGUGACAGUGGAAUAAUGGGUUCCCGGAAACACGACACUUCUUGUUGCCUUGUAUCAUAUGGAAAUGUCAUGAUGAUCAUCGUGUAUCAUUCGGUGAAAUAAAUCAUUUUCUUAUUUA